GUACCUCAACACCCUGUCUUUGACCCUUGAUCAUUGGACUAAAGUCCAGUCAAAGGCCCAGAAUCUCUCUUUUUCAGUGAAACGCCGGACCUGGCAGACUCUCUGUACAUCAGAAUGGCCCACUCUCGGAGUCGGAUGGCCCCCAGAAGGAUCCUUCUACCUCCCUCUAAUCCGAAAAGUCAGAGAUAUUGUCUUCCAGCCGGGGCCACAUGGUCAUCCAGAUCAACAGCCAUAGAUUCUCACUUGGCAGGACCUCUGUGAAUCUCCCCCUUCGUGGGUGAAACCUUUUCUUGUACCUGCCUCCACCUCUACCCCCACCAUUCUGUCCCUCAAACCCUCCGCUCCUUCUCCUCUUCCUCCCCCUCUUCCCUCCAUCCUUCCUGAAUCUCAGGAUCUAACCUUGCUAGAUUCCCCUCCUCCACCCCCAUAUCUCUUGCCCCUCAGUCCCCAACGUCCUAUAGACAAUUCCCCUGAAGCAGAUCCGAUCCCUUCGGUAGAGGAAACUGCUCCAGAUGACCCCCUUGCGGUAAGCCCAACUCCUCCUCCAUCGGAGGAAAUUGGGCCAGCAGGGGGAACCCGCCGAAGGCGAAUAAUUAAGAAUCCUGAUGCUCCAGUAAUGCUCCCCCUCUGCCCCUACAGGCUAAUGAUUGAUGAUGGGCAAGGGGGAGAAAUACAAGUUUACCAAUAUUGGCCCUUCUCCUCUUCUGACCUAUAUAACUGGAAAAAUAAUAAUCCCCCUUUUUCUGAAGAUCCCACCCGACUCACAGGUUUAAUGGAAUCACUGAUGUUUUCACACCAGCCUACUUGGGACGAUUGCCAACAGCUUCUAGGGACCCUCUUCACAACUGAGGAACGAGAGAGGAUCCUCCUGGAAGCCAGGAAAUAUAUUCUUGGACCAGAUCGAGGACCAACCCAACUUCCCAAUCUAAUUGAAGCUGCCUUUCCCCUGAACAGACCCAACUGGGAUCCCAACACCUUCGAAGGUAGGGAGCAUCUGUCCACUUAUCGCCGGACUCUAAUAGCGGGUCUCCGAGCGGCCGCCAGACAGCCAACUAAUUUGGCCAAGGUAAGAGAGAUUAUCCAAGGGCCUAAUGAGUCACCCUCAAUGUUUCUAGAGAGAAUUAUGGAAACAUAUAGGAGAUAUACUCCUUUUGAUCCUCAGGCAGAGGACCAAAAGGCAUCUGUUGCAAUGGCCUUCAUCGGGCAAGCUGCCCUAGAUAUUAAGAAAAAGCUACAACGUUUAGAUGGACUACAAGGUAUGACUUUAAGAGAUUUAGUCAGAGAGGCUGAGAAAGUGUAUUAUAAAAGGGAGACAGAGGAAGAAAAAGAACAAAGAAGGGAGAAAGAAAGGGAAAAGAAGGAAGAUGAAAGGAAUAAAAGACAGACUAAGAUGUUGUCAAAGGUCCUGGUCACAGCAGCAGACAGACUAGAAGUUAAAAAGCAAGGAGACAGAAAGGGGCACCUGGGCCCACGCCAAAAAUCGCCCUUGGCUUCAGACCAAUGUGCUUACUGUAAGGAAAAGGGACACUGGGCCAGAGAUUGCCCUAAAAGGAAACAGUCACGCCAGCCAGCCAUCCUAACCCUGGAAGAUGAUUAGGGGAGUCAGGGCUCGGACCCCCUCCCCGAGCUCAGGGUAACUUUUGAAGUGGAGGGGACCCCAGUAAACUUCGAACUGGACACAGGAGCAAUAUACUCAUCCCUUAAAACUCCAUUGGGCCCCUUAUCAAACAAGAGGUCACUAGUUCAAGGGGCUAAUGGCAGUAAAUAUCGGGCUUGGACAACUAAGAGGACUAUGGACUUGGGGAAGGGUAAAGUUCACCACUCUUUCUUGGUAAUCCCAGAAUGUCUGGCCCCAUUGAUGGGCAGAGAUCUGCUCACCAAACUCCGGGCCAGAAUAACCUUUAACCCUGAUGGUCCCCAAGUGGAGUUUCUGAACCCUUCAGUGAAGACUCCCAUAGUCACAGCUUUAACUAUGUCAGUAGAUGAUGAACAUCAACUCUUCAUGCACUCUAAGACUGAUCAAACGGGCAAGCUACCCCAAAAAUGGAUAAUAAAUUACCCCGAUGCCUGGGCAGAAACUGCUGGACUAGGUUUAGCAGUCAAACAGCCUCCGAUAGUAGUGGAAUUAAAAACCUCUGCCUCCCCAAUCAAUAUUAAACAAUAUCCUCUAAGCAAAGAAGCUAAAAAUGGAAUAAGACCUCAUAUUCAAAAAUACUUGGCUCUGGGAGUCCUAAGGCCCUGCCAAUUGGCCUGGAACACUCCCCUACUGCCAGUAAAGAAACCUGGAGGAGACUAUCAUCCUGUGCAGGACUUAAGGGAAGUCAACAACAGAGUACAGGACAUUCACCCCACAGUACCUAAUCCAUAUAAUCUGCUUAGUACUCUAAAUCCUGAACGAAAAUGGUAUACUGUCUUGGACUUAAAAGAUGCCUUCUUUUGUUUGCCUUUACAUAAAGAUAGCCAGCUACUGUUUGCUUUUGAGUGGGUGGAUCCAGAAACAGGAACAUCUGGCCAACUAACCUGGACUAGACUCCCACAAGGGUUCAAAAACUCCCCCACUCUCUUUGAUGAAGCCCCCCACAGGGACCUCAAUAACUUCAGGACUACACACCCAGGAGUCACCCUGCUUCAAUAUGUGGAUGACCUGCUGCUGGCAGCUGACACCAAGGAAAACUGUGAGUCUGGAACACGAGCACUAUUAUCCGAGCUUGCUAGGCUUGGAUAUAGAGCUUCUGCCAAAAAGGCUAAAAUCUGCCAGCAAGAAGUUACUUUCCUGGGCUAUUCCCUUAGAGAUGGCAAAAGAUGACUCACAGGGCCCAGAAAACAGACUGUUGUGCAGAUACCGCCCCCAUCUAAUAGGAGGCAACUUAGAGAGUUUCUCGGGACUGCUGGCUUUUGUAGAUUAUGGAUUCCUGGGUUUGCAUCCCUAGCCGCUCCUUUGUACCCACUGUUGAAGGCAGACACCCAAUUCCAAUGGACCCCCAAACAUCAGCAAGCUUUUGAUGAUAUUAAAAAGGCGCUGCUAUCUGCUCCAGCUCUAGCACUUCCGGAUGUAGAAAAGCCCUUCACUCUUUACAUCGUGGAAAAGAAAGGAACAGCCCGAGGAGUGCUCACUCAGACUUUAGGGCCCUGGAAGAGACCUGUAGCCUACAUGUCCAAAAGACUAGAUCCAGUGGCUAGCGGGUGGCCCCACUGCCUAAAAGCUAUAGCAGCAGCAGCAGCCCUUCUAAUAAAAGAUGCUGAUAAAUUAACGCUGGGACAGAAGCUAACCAUUAUAGCCCCUCAUGCCCUGGAGAACAUCAUUCAUCAGCCUCCAGACAGAUGGCUAUCAAAUUCUAGGAUAACUCACUAUCAGAGCUUGUUGCUUGACAAAGACAGAAUAGCACUGGGACCCCCAGCCCCACUUAACCCAGCCACACUCCUACCUGAAGAAUCAUCAGAGCCUGUCAUCCAUGACUGUCAACAUAUACUGGCAGAAGAGACCAGUAUACGACAGGAUCUAAAAGAUCAGCCACUGCCCCAUCCUGAAGUCGUGUGGUUUACCGACAGCAGCAGCUUCCUCCAGGACGGUAAGCGGCGAGCUGGGGCAGCAGUAGUUAGCAGGACAAAAGUCAUCUGGUCCUCUAGUCUCCCGGAAGGGACAUCUGCACAAAAGGCAGAGCUGAUCGCUCUUACGAAGGCAUUAGAACUAGCAGCAGGCAAAAAGGCCACCAUAUAUACUGAUAGCCGAUAUGCGUUUGCUACCGCCCAUAUACAUGGGGCUAUUUAUCAGCAAAGGGGGCUAUUAACCUCGGCCGGAAAAGAAAUAAAAAACAAAGAUGAGAUUCUCCGCCUUCUCUCAGCAGUGCAAAACCCCAAAGAACUAGCUAUAGUGCACUGCCCAGGGCACCAAAAGGGAAAUGAUCCCGUGGCGGUCGGAAACAGAAGGGCAGAUGAGGAAGCUAAGUUGGCAGCUCUGAUGGGAGUAACCAUGUUAACACUUUCCUCACCGGGGGAACAACAGUCAGGAGAUUCAACUGCGUACGAGAACCCAGACAAUUUAACACCUGAGGACAUUGAAACUGAACUCCUUGACUCCACCGGGCCUAGCCUGCAAUUUCAAAAAGCCCUACACUGUGUUAAAGAUGUGCAUCAACUCACUCACCUUGGUUCAAAAAAACUACAGGCAUUCCUGAAGGAUCAACAGCAGUAAUUUCCGCUGACCAGCACACAAUGAAAAGAAAUAGCCGAACGGGUAAUAAAGGCCUGCCGGGUCUGUCAAUUGGUUAAUGCUUACCCCUCCAAGCUUCCUACAGGGAAACGCCUAUGAGGAACCAGACCAGGACAAUUCUGGGAAAUAGACUUUACAGAAUUCAAACCAGCAAAGUAUGGACUUAAGUAUCUUCUAGUUUUUGUAGAUACUUUUUCAGGGUGGGUUGAAGCCUUCCCCACCAAAAAAGAAAAAGCUCAAAUGGUAAUCAAAAAGAUCCUGGAGGACAUCUUCCCGAGAUUCGGCCUGCCUAAGGUAAUAGGGUCCGAUAAUGGACCAGCGUUCGUGGCCCAGGUAAGUAAGGGAUUGGCCAGGACCCUGGGGAUUAAUUGGAAAUUACAUUGUGCUUAUAGACCCCAGAGCUCAGGACAGGUAGAAAGGAUGAAUAGAACUAUUAAAGAGACCUUAACAAAAUUAAGCUUGGAGACCGGUAUAAAAGAUUGGACUAUGCUCCUACCUUAUGCACUGUUUCGUGCAAGAAAUAACCCCUCCGCCUCUUUGUGUAACCUCACCCCCUGUGAAAUUCUCUAUGGUGCCCCUCCUCCAAUAAGAGACCUAACCCCAACCCUGAGACUUAAGGAUUCCUUUCACACCCCCUUGCUUGACAGACUUAAGGCUCUUGAGCAAACCCAGCGAUUCCUGUGGAAGCAGCUGGCUACUGCCUAUCAGCCCGGAGACGAAGGAACCCCACAUCAAUAUCAAGUGGGAGACUUCGUCUAUGUGAGACGACAUCAGGUGUCAUCCCUAGAACCCCGCUGGAAAGGACCAUACCAGGUGCUACUCAUAACACCUACGGCGGUGAAAGUGGAUGGAGUUGCUUCAUGGAUCCAUGCCUCCCAUCUCAAGCCUGCGCCCUCUCUGGUCUCCAAUUGGAAACUGGAAAAGACUGGUAACCCUUUCAAAUUGCGUGUUCGCU
Marmota flaviventris (yellow-bellied marmot) is the source of this 5165-nucleotide messenger RNA. NCBI's taxonomy places the organism in Eukaryota, Metazoa, Chordata, Mammalia, Rodentia, Sciuridae. The record is from RefSeq and is a predicted model, not a curated record.